AUGACUAAUCACGAGAAGCUAGCAGCAAAAUGGCUCAAGUGGGAUAAGAAUGAAAAAACCCGCGCUGAAAUUGAAGAUUUAAUACAAAAGAAAAAUGUUGAGGAAUUAGAAUCACGACUUUGUGGCAAAAUGGCUUUUGGGACAGCUGGAGUAAGGACGAGAAUGGAGGCCGGAUUCUGUCGAUUGAACGAUUUAACCAUACUGAUGCUAACACACGGUUUCGCGAAACACCUAAAAGAUGAAUACAAACGUGAUAGCAAUGGCGUCGCAAUCGGCUAUGAUGGCCGUCAUAACAGUAAACGGUGGGCUGAAUUAGCGGCCAAUGUUUUCGUGCUCAAUGGAAUUAAAGUGUUUGUGUUUUCGGAGUGCUGCCCGACACCUGUUGUGUCGUAUGCAACAAUAAGGCUGAAGUGUGAUGCUGGCCUGAUGAUAACAGCAUCUCAUAAUCCGAAGCAAGAUAAUGGAUACAAAGCAUACUGGACGAACGGAGCUCAAUUACUGGGACCGCAUGAUCGGGAAAUAUGUCGAAUAGCUUACGAGGAUACGGAGCCAAAGCCCGAGUACUGGGACACAUCAAAGCUCCGCUCGCAUCCGCUUUUCAAUACAGCUGAUCCAAAAUGUCCAAUCAAAUUCACUUAUUCGGCGUUCCAUGGUGUGGGUUUGCCGUACGCGUCGAGGAUGCUAAAGGAUUUUGGAUUUCCAUCUGAAAGUUUGGUUGUUGUACAGGAGCAUGCAAAGCCAGAUCCGGACUUCCCGACGGUGCCAUUCCCGAAUCCAGAAGAAGGUUUGAAAGUGUUGAAAAUUCCCAUUGCAACUGCUGAAAAGAACCAUUCCACUGUGAUUUUGGCGAACGACCCGGAUGCCGACCGCUUUCAGUUAGCUGAACAGCAAAAACAGUAA
Gongylonema pulchrum is the source of this 900-nucleotide messenger RNA. The record is from the annotation of a GenBank genome assembly. NCBI's taxonomy places the organism in Eukaryota, Metazoa, Nematoda, Chromadorea, Rhabditida, Gongylonematidae.